CCUCAAAAAAAAAAAAAAAACCAAUAGAAAUAAUUAGUCGUAGAGUCGUAAUACUGUACAAUUUUGCCGAGUAGAAGAUUCAGAACAGAAGCCAAAAGGGCGCCCUUACUCUUCCUAUUAUUUUCCCCAAAUUGAAGAGCUGAGGAUCAAUAUAUCAAAUUCAGAGGAACGAAAUUGGGGGCAUAUUCAAAGUUUUCCAGAAAUUGAACUCAAUCAUUCACUAGGUUGUGAUAGAUGUUUUAAGUUUAUGAGUUGUUAGAGGAUAUAUGAAGUGUUAGAAUGGAUGAUCAAGUGGGUAUUCCCGAUGAUUUGCGUUGUAAGAGGUCGGAUGGUAAACAAUGGAGGUGUACUGCUAUGUCUAUGCCGGAUAAAACCGUAUGUGAGAAGCACUACAUUCAGGCGAAGAAGAGAGCAGCGAAUUCUGCGUUACGAGCCAGUUUAAAGAAAGCAAAGAGGAAAUCUAUGGGUGAAACUGGAAGUCCUAUUUAUAUGGAGAGUAGAAGUGACGAUAACAACAAGGAUAUGUCACUACAAGUGCAGGAUUUUCCUGUUUCAGGUUUACCAAACAAUCCCAAGGAUCGGAUGCCAACCAAUGGAGAGGAUGAUAUGCAAACAGACUUGGAUUAUCAUGAUCAAAGUCGAAGGUCUUACACUCCUUAUGGCAUAGAAUCCUCAAGGAACAUGUCACAGAAGAGCAUUGAUGAUGGUGCUAUGGUUACUAGUGAGGUUCAUUCUGAUGCUAGCACAGAUUCUACAAAUGACACUGGUGGACUUACUUGCCAUCAGUGUCGAAGGAGUAACAAAGUUUCAGUUAUUUGGUGCCAUAAAUGUGAUAGAAAAGGAUAUUGUGAAAGCUGCAUUAGUACAUGGUAUGCAAACAUUUCUUUGGAAGAGAUCCAAAGAGUUUGCCCUGCAUGUCGCGGCAUGUGUAAUUGUAAGUUGUGCUCCAGGGUGGAUAAUUUGAUUAAGGCAAAAAUAAGGGAGAUACCUGUGCUGGACAAGCUACAAUACCUCUAUUGCUUGCUAUCGUCGGUGCUUCCUGUGGUUAAGGAGAUCCACCAGCAACAGUGUGCUGAAGUGGAAUUACAGAAGAAGCUACAUGGAGCCGAAGUGGAUCUAGAGAGGACGAAAUUGAAUGCAGAUGAGCAGAUGUGCUGUGAUUGCUGCAGAGUUCCAAUUGUAGAUUACCACCGGCACUGCUCAGUUUGCUCGUAUGAUCUUUGCCUCAGAUGCUGUCAAGAUCUUCGUAGUGAAACUCUGGCUGUUGCAAAAGAUGAUGUAGUGGACAAUUAUAGCUCUGAGAAAAAUCAAUUGGGAGAGGUUCUGAAAGAGCAUCAAGCUUCACCAAACCAUAAGCUUUUGCUAAGCGUGAAGUUUCCUGGUUGGAGAGCAAGUAUAGAUGGUAGUGUACCUUGCCUUCCGAGGGAACAUGGUGGUUGUGGUUGCCCUUAUCUAACUCUUCGGCGAAUUUUCAAGAUGAAUUGGGUUGCUAAACUGGUAAAAAAUCUAGAAGAAAUGGUUAGUGGUUGCAAGGUUAAAGGCAUUAGUAACUGUUCAGACUCUAGAUCACUUAGCUCUAGGUUCCUUGAAUGUGCAUCACGUAAAGAGAGUGAUGACAAUUUCUUAUAUUGUCCAUCUGCUCAAGACAUUAAACUUGAUGGCGUUGUAAACUUCCAAAAACAUUGGGUGAAGGGUGAACCUGUCCUUGUUAAGCACGUCUGUGAUGGUUCAUCAAGCACAAGCUGGGACCCUAUGGUUAUAUGGAGGGAAAUUUGUGAAUCUACUGAUGAGAGGAUGAAUGAUGCUAGUAAAAUGGUGAAAGCUGUUGAUUGCUUAGACUGGUCUGAGGUUGAUAUAGAACUUGGGCAAUUCAUGAAAGGAUACUCAGAGGGGCUUCUUCGUGAAAAUGGUAGCCUGCAAAUGUUGAAGUUGAAAGACUGGCCAUCACCUAGUGCAUCUGAAGAGUUCUUUUUGUACCAAAGGCCUGAAUUUAUAAGUAAAGUGCCAUUUCUUGAAUUUAUCCAUUCAAAGUGGGGGCUUUUGAAUGUUGCUGCAAAAUUACCGCAUUAUUCCCUGCAAAAUGAUGUUGGACCUAAGAUAUUCAUCUCGUAUGGACUAUCUGAAGAGUUAGGUACAGGUGACUCAGUGACUAAUCUUCAUUUGAACAUGCGUGAUAUGGUAUACCUCUUGGUGCAUUCUUGUGAAAUGAAAGUUAAAGAAAACAAUGCCAAGAUACAGAAAGCUUGUGGGGAAACUCAGGUGCAAAAUUUUUCUGGAUAUCCAUGCAGGGACUUGAAUGAAGAAGUUCCAGUUAGUUUACCCGUUGAUGGAGAUGAUAGGGAAAAUAUAAAUAAGGGUAAGCUUGACAUAAAUUUAGAUGAGCAAAUGGAAGAUACCGAAUGCCAAAAAUCCGAUCUUGGACGUGAGCAAAUGGAACAAGGAGUAAUUUCCUGUGACAAACAUCCAGGGGCCAUUUGGGAUGUCUUUCGACGGGAGGAUGUUCCAAAGCUAACUUUGUAUCUUAGAUCACAUUGGGAGGAAUUCGGAAUGUCCAAUACGGUUACUAGCCCUCUCUAUAGUGAAGCAGUGUAUCUGAAUGAUCACCAUAAACAAAAGUUGAUUGAGGAAUUCGGGGUUGAACCGUGGUCAUUUGAACAACACUUAGGCCAAGCCGUGUUUGUUCCUGCCGGAUGUCCAUUCCAAGUAAGAAAUCUUCAGUCCACGGUUCAGUUGGGUCUCGAUUUUUUGUCACCUGAGAGCUUAGAGCAGGCAGUGAAACUGGCAGAAGAAAUUCGCUGUCUUUCAAAUGAUCAUGCAACAAAGCUACAAAUGGUAGAGGUUGGAAAGAUAUCGCUAUAUGCAGCUAGUUCUGCAAUCAAAGAGGUGCAGAAGCUGGUUCUUGACCCAAAGCUUGGCCCAGAGCUUGUGUUUGAGGAUCGUAAUCUGACUGCAGUGGUUUCAGAGAAUCUGGAAAGAAUGACGAAACAGAGACAAUCUGUCUGUGCAUGAACCAAUGUAUAUUCACAUCUUGAGAAUCGCCUCUCAGGUUUGAUCUCAGCAAUGUAGCCUUCACAUCUGGACGUCGAGUGGGAGCAGUUAUUGUUCUGAUAACAGCUUCUCCUACCUCUUUUGGUCCUCCAAAGGCUUCUAUCCUGUGAACAAAAUAUGAUUCAAAAACCAAAAUAGUUCCUUAUUGGUGUGGAGGUGCUAUUGUGCUAAUAUAACUCUCUUUAAAUUUUGUUUAUUUGACUCAAAAAUUAAAAUGUUCCUAUUGCAGUAAAUGUUGAACUGUUGAUUGUUACAGCUAACAUUAGAGAAACCAGUGGUUAUAGCUUAAGAUAGGUGAAGGAUCAAAAGUACAUAGUUGAUACAUGUACAACUCGUGCCAUUAGUUUACAAUGUUCUUUAAAUAGAAUU
Molecule: messenger RNA, 3417 nt
Organism: Chenopodium quinoa (quinoa)
Lineage: Eukaryota; Viridiplantae; Streptophyta; Magnoliopsida; Caryophyllales; Amaranthaceae
Product: lysine-specific demethylase JMJ25-like
Exons: 15
Coding region: 280-3009 (909 amino acids)
Biological process (GO): regulation of transcription by RNA polymerase II
Cellular component (GO): chromatin; histone deacetylase complex
Molecular function (GO): chromatin DNA binding; transcription coregulator activity; histone H3K9 demethylase activity
Source: RefSeq, a predicted model, not a curated record